Messenger RNA from Peniophora sp. CBMAI 1063, 612 nucleotides. The record is from the annotation of a GenBank genome assembly. NCBI's taxonomy places the organism in Eukaryota, Fungi, Basidiomycota, Agaricomycetes, Russulales, Peniophoraceae.
AUGUCCGCACGCCCAGAAUUCCAAGCUACGACGUCUUCUACCAUCGAACGUGAGGAUCCCGAGCGGGCUCCCGCAGAGGCCAAACAGCUCGAUCAGCUGCUCGACGUGGGCAAUAAGAUCAUAGACCAGGCCCUCGACAUGAUAGAAAACUCGUUGAGUUCAGACGACCAACUCACACACUCGUCAAAGUUCUUGCCGGGAUCGACAAUAGGAAAGCACUUGCGCCAUGCACGCGACCACUUCGCCCUUCUCCUUGACUGCAUCGCGGCGCCUCCCCCUUACGUCCUCAACUAUGACAAGCGUUCAAGGAACACGCCCAUGGAAACAGGGCUAGGAGCAGCACGCGACGCCCUCGAGGACACCAAACAGCGCCUCGCUGACCUCAUCCCCAACAUGCAGCUCAACGCUCCGCUCACACUGAAUGCCGUAACGCCGUACGAACAAACGUUCCAGUCCACUGUCGGUCGUGAGCUCUGGUUCGCGGGACUGCAUGCAAUCCAUCAUUGGUCCAUGGUUCGUGUCAUUGCCGGAGAACUUGGCGUUGAACUGGAUGACCACUUUGGUUAUGCCCCAUCAACGCUUGUGGCGAAGGGCAUGGCCAGCAAGAUGUGA